AUGUCAAAGAUAAUCAAGUUUGGCAAGAAGAAGAAGAAUAAGGAAUGGGACAGCAAUGAUGUCAAGAUCGUAUCUUUUACCAAGAAAGAGAAUGUGUUGGGUGGGGUUGGUGGAGAUAGGACAAUGAUGCCUGCAACAACACAAGAGUUUGGCACACCACCCUCACAUCAACAGAAUGCAAUGCAUCUGCAUCAAGGCGGUGGCAGGGUGUUUGGCUCCAGACUGAAAGACACUGGCGACGUGCCGCAGGUUGUCCAACAGACUGUCGAAUACCUUGAAGCCAACUCCUUGCAGACACCCGGUAUCUUCCGUGAGAGUGCCUCUCAACAACAGGUACUACACUACAAGAACCUCUACGAACAGGACAAACCAGUAGUAUUCCAGGCUCACGAGAGUCAUGUAGUUGCAUCUCUACUCAAAGCUUACUUGCGCGACCUCCAAGAUCCAUUGUUGUCCUUUGAAAAUUAUAACAUGUUUGUUGCUUGUGAAUCAAUCAAUGAUGAACAUGUCAAGGUUGAAGUUAUCAAGAAGGUUCUAAAGUUGUUGCCUACUACCAACAUCAAGGUUAUUAAGUAUAUAUUUGGAUUCUUGGUCAAAGUAAUAGCCAACUCUUCAUCGAAUAAGAUGUCAGCUGACUCCUUGAGUGUUGUAUUUCUACCAACCAUACUUCGCCCAGAGGGCCACACUGAUCAACAGGUACUACAGUAUACAGUUGAGGACUCAAACAGUACCAAGACACUAAUGACUACAAUGUUGUCACACUUUGACGACAUCUUUGAAGAUCCAUCAUUGUUCAUCAAGACAAGACCCAACAGAGCAAUCACAGAGUUUGCUCAACCAACACAUUUCACACCGGCAACACCAUCAGCAGCAUCAUCAUCAACAUCAUCACAUCAUCAUACUCCACUGCCUCCACUUCCACCCUUACCUCCACUUCCAAAACCACCUUCAUCACCAUCACAAGCCCGCCAUGCUGCCCCACCACCAUCAUCUGCAUCAUCAUCACAACCAAAGUAUCUUCAACAAAAGAAUCGCUCUCCAUUACCACCAAUCCCAAGCUCGACUGGCGGUGGCGGAGCCACAACUGCCGCCGAGCAUCACAACGUGGGUGGCGGUGGCGAUCCACCCUCGCCCAAGUCGCUCUCAUCGUUUGCAUCAGGUGCAAAAUCACCUUCGAUCCAGGCUCUUUCACAUCAACGCUACAACACUCUGCCAGCCAGUCUGUCAAUAGACACGCACUCGCAUGGGUACACUCACAACACACCACUCUCCACCUCACCAUCAUCGAUGCCUCCACCUCUGGCCCCACUGGAACUGCCUCCCAUACCGUCCACCAGCGAAUACUCAUCAUCGCCAUCGACAUGGGAGACUGGCAAGACCAAGAAGCAGGCCGAUGUCAUGUACUCCAAGAAGACUUUACCAGCAUUGCCUGGCGACAAGACCAAGGACAAGGUCAAGGAUCGUGUGCUGCCCGCCGUCCCUCCAUCACCGACCAAGGAGAGGGCAAUGCCGCCACCUCCUCCUCCCAAGCCACGUGCGGCUCCAGUGACCGUGGAGUAUUAA
Molecule: messenger RNA, 1563 nt
Organism: Acytostelium subglobosum LB1
Lineage: Eukaryota; Evosea; Eumycetozoa; Acytosteliales; Acytosteliaceae
Exons: 5
Coding region: 1-1563 (520 amino acids)
Biological process (GO): signal transduction; regulation of GTPase activity
Cellular component (GO): cytoplasm
Source: RefSeq, a predicted model, not a curated record